Molecule: messenger RNA, 2712 nt
Organism: Hylaeus volcanicus
Lineage: Eukaryota; Metazoa; Arthropoda; Insecta; Hymenoptera; Colletidae
Product: probable glutamate receptor
Exons: 11
Coding region: 763-2712 (649 amino acids)
Cellular component (GO): membrane
Molecular function (GO): ligand-gated monoatomic ion channel activity
Source: RefSeq, a predicted model, not a curated record
CUCUAGGUAUCUACUAAUUGAUCCCGACACCUGGCGUCGAAUGAUGCAAUCACUGACACUUUCUUUUCACUAAUUGCAAUUUAUUACAAAUCUUUAUCAUACUUUAUACUAUUCUUCGUGUACCAAUGAAAACUCUCCCCUAAAUAUAUAAAUAAAUAAUUUUGCCCAUCUCUGUAAAGAGCUUUCGACAAAUAGUCGGUAAAGAAAAGUCCUGGCUGACCAUCGCUCGUUUACCGACGCGGUUGCCUUUGCUACGCGGAAAAGUUCGCUUUUCGUCAGUUUCCAAAUAAAUUAUUUUACGUCUUUUACGUGAUUCGACUCGGUGACGUUCCCUCCCGGCACGACCUCAAUCCUGGGCUUUGAUAUCGUGCGUGUCAACAGGAAACACUCGAGCCCCUAAACGCAUCAUUCACUUUACAAAGUGGAAAAUAACGUCCGUCGCGGGCGAGAUACGCAACCAGACGUGCACGCAACCGUGCUGCUAUCGUACGGCCGGAAACUCAACCGGAACACCAAAUUUAAAGCAAUUCACGUAAAAUUAGUCCAGAAUUCGGGACGAAUACAGAAUCGGAAAAUGGUGCAUUAAUCCUAAACCUGUCAUUUUCAAAGGGAUUUCUCGAGGGACACUGAAUCGAAAAAUGAAUCCUUUAUUCGCAGAGGCGUGCCACCUCCUUCUUUCGUCUUCGAUGUUCGUCGUAGAAUUGCGACAUAUUCGAAGUUAAACUCAUUGUUAGCGACGAGAAAUCUUCGUUUUCGUCGGACAUGAUUUUUGCUGCGUGGAUUCUCGCGUGGCUGUGGAUUUUCAAUGGCAGAACAACAGUCGUGGGUCACGAAACGUUCGACUACUCGUUUGUGAAGUUCGUUGAGGAUGCGAUCACGAUUCUGUAUCCACCUGUGAUGGUGUCUGCGCAUCUCUGCAGGCUUGGCGAAGACGAGACGAUUAGCCUGUCUAGGAUGAUGUCAAGGAGUCGCUUGACUCACGAGAUCCAUCGCGAUUUCGAGGGAUUCGUUGGACGAACGCACGACACGUGGGACCACCGAAUCUUGUAUAUGCUGGACCUUGACUGUGACUACGCCAUUCCAAUUUUGCGCACAGUGAACGGCAGCGACAUGUUCACCGCGCCUAUCAGGUGGCUUCUGGUCAAAGACAGUAGAGUCUUUAACGGAAAUACGACGAGCCAGGAACAGGAGAUCAACGAAAUCGCGGAAACGUUUAGAGACACGACCGUUUUUCCCGACAGCGACGUGGUUUUAGCUAGAAGGCUGCGGGACGACUUCAUGGAAAUAAAGUCCAUCUACAGGCCGAGUCCUUCGCGCGACGUAAUAGUGGAGGAUCGAGGGUCUUGGACGCCGGAACGUGGCGUUCGAAUGAACGACUUUGCACCUGCGUCGCGACGCAGGAAGAAUCUUCAACGAACGCACCUGAAAUCCUGCCUCGUGAUGACGGAUCCCGAUACCAUCAACCAUCUAACCGAUUACGAAAAUAAGCACAUAGACCCAAUAACCAAGGCCAACUAUCCCUGGGUGCUGAACAUGGUGGAUCGGAUGAACGCAACGAUCAGUUUUCAGGUAACGAAUACGUGGGGAUAUCGCGACGAGAACGACUCUUGGAGUGGAAUGAUCGGGAUGCUGCAACGUGGAGAAAUUGAUAUAGGCGGCACUGGAAUUUUCUUCGUUAAGGAACGUAUCGGUGUCAUCGAUUACGUGCAACUGUACACGCGAACACGCUCACUGUUCAUAUUCCGUGAACCUCUGUUGUCGACCGUGAGCAACAUUUUCACGUUGCCGUUCCAACGUUCCGUUUGGAUCGCGAUCGGAGUCUUCCUCUUGGUGGUACUCGUUUUACUGUACUUUUCUACAAAAUGGGAAUACGUUCGAGGUACUUCUGAAUACUGGGAGAGCCUGAAUCCGGCGGAACAAACGCUUAGCGAUAAUUUAAUGGUCGUCCUGGGAGCGGUCGCUCAGCAAGGAUAUUACUAUGAACCGUACAGGGUUCCACCACGAAUCGUCACGUUAAUGCUCCUAAUCGCGGCUCUGAGCCUGUACGCCUCUUACACGGCCAAUAUCGUGGCUUUGUUGCAGUCCACCACCGACUCUAUCAAAACCCUUGCCGAUCUAUUGAACAGCCCGCUCAGGUUGGGCGCGCAAGAUAUCAUAUAUAACCGGUAUUACUUCAAGUCAUUCCAAGACCCGGUAAGAAGAGCCAUCGUGGACCAGAGGAUCGAGCCAAAGGGUCAGAAAAGCAAUUGGAUGGACAUUUCAGAGGGUGUUCAACGCCUCAGAACCGAACUGUUCGCGUUUCACGGCGAGCGUGGCACGACUUAUAAAAUAAUCCAAGAAACUUUUCGGGAAGAGGAGAAAUGCGGAAUCCAGGAGAUUUUUAUGUUGGGCGUGCUGGACCCACUUAUGGCUGUUCGAAUGCGAUCGCCGUACAGGGAGAUCGUAAGAAACGUAGCUCUUUUGAUGCACGAGACUGGCUUAAAAUAUCGUGAGGAGAAUCGGCUGUACACGGAUAAGCCCGAAUGUCAGGGCCAAACGAGUUUCAUCAGUAUUGGGUUCACUGAGUGCUACUUCGCGUUGGUCUCGAUGGGAUACGGCGCACUUCUCAGUCUCGUUGUAUUGGCGCUAGAAAUCAUCUGGUACAAAAGGUAUGGUUGGGCAAUUAUUCGAACAUGCACCGAAAGGAAGAAAAAUGUCAGUGUCUUACGAUAA